This is a messenger RNA of Tarenaya hassleriana, 2203 nucleotides long. Its product is annotated as probable galacturonosyltransferase 11. The record is from RefSeq and is a predicted model, not a curated record. Lineage: Eukaryota; Viridiplantae; Streptophyta; Magnoliopsida; Brassicales; Cleomaceae. The transcript is spliced from 2 exons. The coding region runs from base 263 to 1867 and encodes 534 amino acids. Gene Ontology annotation, molecular function: polygalacturonate 4-alpha-galacturonosyltransferase activity.
ACACACGAAAGGAAAGCCCAAACACACCUGCGAAAGCCAGAUCACAUCUCACACACACUCUCUCUCUCCUCCCUAGAUUCUUUUCCCGUUAAGUUGUUCAUGUGUGUCUGAAUCCGGACAAACUCGGCUUCGUGGGUUCUGUCCGAAUUCGGAGGCGGGUCUUAUGAAUCGGUUUAGAAUCUGGAUUGGUUGGUGAGGAAAUUGUGGAAGCGGCGGCGUCGGCGGUGUCGGCGGCGGCGAAGGGAGUAGUAAACGGAGGAAGAUGCGGCGGCGUCCGGCGAGGAGGAGGUUGUCGAGUUGGAUAUGGCUUCUUCUGGGUUCGUUCUCUGUGGCUGGAUUGGUUCUCUUCAUGGUUCAUCAUCAUCACCAUCACUCUCAUCAAGAUCCAAAUCAACCGGUGAUCGAGAGAGAGAUGAGAAUCGGGAAUGCGUCUACCGAACUCUCAGAUUCCGGAGAAGAGGCAACAAGCAGUGCUUCGUCGUUCUCUAGGAAGUUAGCAGAGCAAAUGACCCUUGCCAAGGCUUAUGUCUUCAUCGCCAAAGAGCACAAUAAUCUUCACUUGGCUUGGGAAUUGAGUUCUAAGAUCAGAAGCUGCCAGCUCUUCCUCUCUAGGGCCGCAAUGAGAGGACGGCCCGUUACAUCUGGCGAGGCGGAGCCAAUGAUAAGUGGCUUGUCGGCGUUGAUAUUCAAGGCAGAAGACGCGCACUAUGAUGUCGCCACCACGAUGAUGACCUUGAAAUCUCACAUCCAAGCCCUUGAAGAGCAUGCAAAUGCAGCGAUGGUUCAGACAACGGUUUUCGGGCAACUGGUCACGGAAUCCGUACCUAAGAGCCUCCAUUGCUCGGUGGUCAAGCUCACGUCUGACUGGCUGUCAAACCCGUCUCUUCAUGAACUGGCCGACGGGAAGAGAAACUCUCAUAGGCUUGUUGACAACAAUCUCUACCAUUUCUGCAUCUUUUCGGAUAACGUGAUAGCUUCCUCCGUCGUUGUUAACUCUACCGUCUCGAAUGCUGACCACCCGAAACAGCUUGUUUUCCACAUAGUGACGAGCCGGGUGAGCUAUGGAGCUAUGCAGGCUUGGUUUCUCGGUAACGACUUCAGGGGCUCGGCUGUAGAAAUCAGGAGCAUAGAUGAGUUUUCUUGGUUGAAUGCUUCGUAUUCUCCCGUGGUAAAGCAAUUGAUGAACGCUGAUUCCCGGGCUUACUAUUUCGGCCAACAAGAAAGUCGAGAUUUCAAGUCUGAGCUGAAGCUGAGGAACCCUAAGCACUUGUCAUUGCUGAACCACCUUAGGUUUUACAUCCCCGAGAUUUAUCCGCAGCUAGAGAAGAUCGUUUUCCUCGACGAUGAUGUCGUUGUUCAGAAGGAUCUGACCCAUCUCUUCUCCUUGGAUUUGCACGGGAACGUCAAUGGAGCGGUGGAAACAUGCCUGGAAUCCUUUCACCGGCAUUACAAGUACCUAAAUUUUUCGAACCCACUCAUCAGCUCGAAGUUUGACCCUCAAGCAUGCGGAUGGGCAUUCGGAAUGAACGUUUUCGACCUCGUUGCUUGGAGGAAAGCCAAAGUGACGGCGAGUUACCAUUACUGGCAGGAGCAAAACACUGAACGGACUCUGUGGAAGGCCGGGACGCUUCCUCCGGGGCUUUUGUCCUUCUACGGCCUGACCGAGCCACUCGACAGAAGAUGGCAUGUCUUGGGUUUAGGCUACGACUUAAACAUCGAUAUCCGCCUCAUCGAGAGCGCAGCUGUCAUUCACUAUAACGGUAACUUGAAGCCAUGGCUGAAGCUUGCCAUUGGAAGGUACAAACCUUUCUGGGAAAGGUACUUGAAUUCAAGUCACUCUUAUCUGCAGGAUUGUGUCACAGCUUAGCAAGAGAGUUAUAAUAUUUUUGCCCGAUUAGGUUUUCGGGCAAUUCAUAUUUAUCGAUGCGAAUCCGGGCGAUCGGUGGAUUCUUUUACAUUUUGAAGCUUUUUGGAUCCAUACAUGUUGUGGAUCUCAUGAACGAGGAGAUUCAGGGUUCUGUCUGAAGGUUUGCUCUCUGUUACUGUCUGAAAAAAAAAACAAAACAAAAGGAUUGGUAAAAAGAAAGCACACAUUAGGGCUCAAAUGUACCUAACGGUCGAGUAGAUCAACGGCCAAAUUUCUUAUUACUAUUCUUCUCUCUUUUGGAUAAUAAUUUAUCUAUUUUAAAGGAUGGUUACAAUC